UCCAAAAUAGCCCAAACGGAACGAUACCGACAUCACAUGAAACCAUUUGUGAGAGGAGACAAAUGUUUAUUCAGAUGCAGUCAUAACCCGAGACCUGGCAUACGACACACAGCUCCAGCUUUCGUGUCUGAUUCCAGGGAUGACAUCUGGCCAGUGAUGCAGAGGGCAUAAUGCAUGCGGCAUCAUUGGUCACAGAGACACUGCUGAAAGGGACAGCUCGAGAUUUUUUGGGCUAAAUAAAUCCGGCCUGUUAUUUUUAUUCAUUUAUUCAUAUUUAACCGGGACUAUGUCGUUGUUCGGUGUUCACACUCGUAACAAGAGAGAUACGCAUGAAAUCGCAUUGGAAUUAUAAAUAAGAGGAAAUAGACGCAACACGUUGUUGGCUGGUCAUCAGGGGCUCAAGGUGUCAUUCAGUCUUCAUUCAUGGGAUGACGUCUCAGCGUGUGUCCUGUCACAUCGCCCCCUGCCCCAUCUCCUGUGUCCCUCUCAUCUGUCCAUCUGUGGGGUCCUGACGCCAGCAGGGGCUCAUGAGACGCUUUGUGUACUGUAAGGUGGUGCUGACCACCUCUCUGGUCUGGGUGCUAGUGGACGUCUUCCUGCUGCUGUACUUCAGUGAGUGCAACAAAUGCGACAACAAGAAGGACCACUCACUCCUGCCUGCGCUCAGAGCGGUGAUGUCCCGCACCCAGGUGGCACCAGGUGAAAUGGGGAAGGCUGUGAUCAUUCCCAAAGAAGAGCAGGAGAAGAUGAAAGAGCUCUUUAAAAUCAAUCAGUUCAACCUUAUGGCCAGUGACAUGAUUGCGCUUAACAGGAGUCUGCCAGAUGUCCGGCUGGACGGCUGUAAAACCAAGACGUACCCUGAUGACCUUCCAAAUACCAGCAUUGUGAUCGUGUUUCAUAAUGAAGCCUGGAGCACACUUCUAAGAACCAUACACAGCGCCAUAAACCGCUCGCCCAGACACCUGCUGCUCGAGAUUCUGCUGGUGGAUGAUGCCAGCGAGAGAGAUUUUCUAAAGAAAAAAUUAGAGGACUAUGUUGCGACUCUGGAGGUUCCGGUGCGAAUUUUGAGGAUGGAGCAGCGAUCCGGUUUGAUCCGAGCACGACUAAGAGGGGCGGCCGCCACACGAGGACAGGUCAUCACCUUCCUGGACGCUCACUGUGAGUGCACUGUAGGGUGGCUUGAGCCACUGCUGGCCCUGAUCAAAGAGGACAGGAGGGCUGUGGUCUGUCCAAUCAUUGAUGUCAUCAGUGAUGAGACAUUCGAGUACAUGGCCGGCUCAGAUAUGACCUAUGGGGGAUUCAACUGGAAGCUCAACUUCAGAUGGUAUCCAGUUCCUCAGAGAGAGAUGGACCGACGCAAGGGGGACAGAACCCUUCCUGUUAGAACUCCCACAAUGGCAGGAGGUCUGUUCUCUAUUGACAGAAGUUAUUUUGAAGAGAUUGGCACCUAUGAUUCAGGCAUGGACAUAUGGGGAGGGGAAAACCUUGAAAUGUCUUUUAGGAUCUGGCAGUGUGGAGGAUCUCUGGAGAUAGUCACAUGUUCUCAUGUAGGCCAUGUGUUUCGGAAGGCCACACCAUACAGCUUCCCUGGUGGAACUGGUCAGGUGAUCAACAAGAACAACAGACGAUUGGCUGAAGUCUGGAUGGAUGAGUUCAAAGAUUUCUUCUACAUCAUCUCACCAGGUGUGGUCCGGGUGGAUUAUGGCGAUGUUUCUGCUCGGAAGGCUUUGAGGGAAUCUCUGAAGUGUAAACCCUUCUCAUGGUACCUGGAGAACAUCUACCCCGACUCGCAGAUCCCACGCAGAUAUUUCUCACUUGGGGAGAUCAGAAAUGUUGAGACAAAUCAGUGUGUGGAUAACAUGGGCCGUAAAGAGAAUGAAAAGGUUGGCUUCUUCAACUGUCAUGGAAUGGGCGGCAACCAGGUGUUCUCAUAUACGGCUGACAAAGAGAUCCGGACUGAUGAUCUGUGUCUGGAUGCAUCACGGCUUAACGGACCUGUUGUUAUGCUGAAGUGCCACCACAUGAAAGGAAACCAGAUGUUUGAGUACGAUGCAGAGUAUGUUGGCAAAUGGGAGUAUGAUUUUAAGAAACGCACCUUCCUGCACAUCAUCACCCAGUCGUGUCUGACCAUCAGUCUUGGGGACCCAUAG
This is a messenger RNA of Sinocyclocheilus rhinocerous, 2150 nucleotides long. RefSeq names its product polypeptide N-acetylgalactosaminyltransferase 13 (gene galnt13). Gene Ontology annotation, cellular component: Golgi apparatus. NCBI's taxonomy places the organism in Eukaryota, Metazoa, Chordata, Actinopteri, Cypriniformes, Cyprinidae. The transcript is spliced from 13 exons. Gene Ontology annotation, molecular function: polypeptide N-acetylgalactosaminyltransferase activity. The record is from RefSeq and is a predicted model, not a curated record. Gene Ontology annotation, biological process: protein O-linked glycosylation. The coding region runs from base 528 to 2150 and encodes 540 amino acids.